This is a messenger RNA of Microsporum canis CBS 113480, 987 nucleotides long. RefSeq names its product phosphoglycerate mutase family protein. Lineage: Eukaryota; Fungi; Ascomycota; Eurotiomycetes; Onygenales; Arthrodermataceae. The record is from RefSeq and is a predicted model, not a curated record. Gene Ontology annotation, molecular function: phosphatase activity. The coding region runs from base 1 to 987 and encodes 328 amino acids. Gene Ontology annotation, cellular component: cytoplasm. The transcript is spliced from 4 exons.
AUGGGGGAUUCUGCACAUCUCUCGCACAUCGAAUAUUCAACUGUGCCAGGGUAUUUUAUGCAGGAUGACCCGGCUACUGAUCCUAGCACCUUUGACUAUGCAAAGUCGGGCUUCGGACUGAUCGAUCAAGUCUAUGACACGGAUGAGGCGUUUGAUCCCGACCAGAAGGUAUCUCCGUGGGCAAGAUUUGAACAUAAAGUCCGCUCUCUGAACCACCAUGCCCCUUCAAAUACUAGAUUUGCGGUGCUCUUUUUGGGGAGACAUGGCCAGGGGUUUCAUAAUGUGGCGGAGGCCUUCUACGGGACUGCCGCUUGGGACUCUUACUGGUCCAAACUGGACGGCAACGGGACGAUAACAUGGUCUGAUGCCCAUCUUACAGAAGAAGGGGUGAACCAAGCAAAAGUUGCUCGGGAUACAUGGGCAACCCAGAUGAAGAAGUCGGUCCCUCUUCCAGAGGCGUAUUAUACCAGUCCAUUGGACCGAUGCCUUGCCACAGCUAAAAUUACAUUCAGCGAACUCCAACUUCCGGCUACCAAACCCUUUGUUCCAACUGUAAAAGAGCUUCUCCGCGAAACCCUAGGUGUCCAUACAUGCGACAGGCGCAGCUCCAAGCAAUACAUUGAAAGCACGUAUCCAACAUAUAAAAUAGAACCAGGGUUCUCACCGACUGACAUACUAUGGGACCCUGAAGUCCGGGAACCUGACGCUGCCCGAGAUGUUCGUCUAAAAAAACUGCUUGAUGAUAUUUUCGUCCACGACAGAAGUACAAUCAUGUCCCUCACGGCCCACGGAGGAGCCAUCAGGUCCAUCCUUAAUGUCAUCGGCCACCGAGACUUUGCCCUGCAGACAGGAUCUGUCCUCCCUGUCCUCAUCCGGGCAGAGACGAAGCUUGGAGCGGCCUCAGAAUUGGAAGAGGAACUAUCCAUUCAAAUCUCAGGUAUCAGCACUACUAAUACGGAGAGCAGCCAAUUUAAAGAACAGUCAUGA